AAAACAAUGAGUUCUUUGAAUGGAAGCAAUGAUUUAAUCGCCGAAAGCUAUGAGAGUAUAGUUAAGCCAAACGAUGAUAAACGCGAUUAUAAGGCAAUCGUAUUAACAAAUGGUCUGAAAGUAUUGCUUAUUAGCGAUAGAGAGACCGAUAAGAGUGCGGCCGCUCUCACGACAGGCGUCGGCUCUAUGAGUGAUCCCCGGGAUGUCCAGGGAUUGGCUCACUUUGCAGAGCAUAUGCUCUUCUUGGGCACCAGGAAAUACCCCGAUGACAAUGAUUACAACAAAUAUAUCAACAGUAACGGCGGUUAUCGUAAUGCAUUUACGGCUAACACUAAUACCACGUAUAUCUUUGAUAUCUCUACCAAUUAUCUCUCGGGAGCUCUCGACAGAUUCUCGCAGUUCUUCGUUGAGCCGCUUUUCACAGAGAGUGCGACCGAUCGGGAGAUAAAUGCCGUCCAAUCGGAGUACGAGAGAGAUCUAUCAAUGGAUAGUUGGCGUAACUAUCACUUGGAUAAGACACUAUCGGAUCCCAACCACGACUACAAUAAGUUUUCAAUUGGUAAUAUAGAGUCACUUAAAGAGAUUCCUUUGAAGAAUGGGACUAACGUUAGACAAGAGUUGAUAUCAUUUCACGAUCGCUGGUAUUCAGCAAAUAUCAUGUCUUUAGUUGUUUUGGGCAAAGAAAGCAUUAAAGAAUUGGAAGAAAUAGUGAUUCCGUUGUUUUCAGUGAUUAAACACAAGAGUGGAGUAACUCUUCCCAAAUGGCAGACAAACCCAUUGACCGCCGAUUGGCUGCAGAAACAGUGUUUUGUAGUUCCCAUCAAAGACUACCGCUCUCUUAAAUUAUCGUUUCCCAUAACAGAUAUGUCCGCGCAUUACAGGUCAAAGCCGUACCGGUAUUUGGGACACGUUAUCGGACACGAAGGUCGGGGCAGUUUGCUGUCGGAGCUGAAGGCCAACAACUGGUGCACCUCUUUGUCCGCCGGUCACACCGGUGGCCGUGGCUUUGGGUUUGACUUUUUUAAUAUAAAUGUAGAUUUAACUGAAGAUGGUAUGAACCACACGGACGAUAUUAUUGGUUUAAUAUUUCAGUAUAUCGCCAUGCUCAAAACUGAAGGAAUCAAACAAUGGAUUUGCGAUGAAAUCAAACAAAUGCUUGAAAUUGGUUUCCAGUUUAAAGACAAAUCACAACCAUAUAGUUAUGUACAAAAUUUGGUCACAACAUUAUUGUUAUACCCCAUUGAAGAUGUUUUGAGUUUGUCUUAUCUGAUGGAUGAGUACAAACCAGAACUGAUCACACAAUCGCUCAAUGAGUUGAGCGCCGAUCGGAUGCGAGUGAGAGUUGUGGGCAAACAGUUUGAGUCAAUCGCCGAUCGGACGGAGCGAUGGUUUGGAACCAAAUACUCACUCCAAGACAUUCCUCCGGAGAAGAUUCAGUUGUGGUUAAACAUAGGACUCAACGAUCGUUUAGCACUUCCGCCGCCCAAUGACUUCAUUCCCUAUAAUCUAAACGUCAAACCAAUUGAAGACAACAAUCAAACAGAGCCUCAAAUCAUUAGAAACACAGAAUUUUCUCGCGUUUGGUAUUUACAAGAAACUGAAUUCAAACAACCGAAAGGCUAUUAUAGUUUCAGAUUAACGAAUCCACUCGUAUCCGACAAUCCAUUUAAUAAAAACACUGCCGAACUGUUCACCCGAUUAUUCUGGGAUUCAGUCAAUGAGUACUUAUAUGCGGCAAAAUUGGCCGGACUUUACUUUAGCCUACGGUUGGGAUUGACUGGAAUAACGUUUUAUUUUUGCGGCUAUAACGACAAAUUGAGCAAGUUAAUUGUCACUAUAAUGGAUCAAUUGGUUGCAUUCAAAAUUGAUGACAAGAAGUUUGUAGUGUUUAAAGAGAUAUACGUACGUAAUCUGAAAAAUCGCCAUGCUAAUACUAUGAAUCAAUUACUAUCAAACCAUAUGUACGAUAUAACGGCUGACCGCGUCUGGACUGAUGAAGAGCUCAUACAAACUGUCGAUGACUUGACUGUCAGUAAUGUUUCCCAAUUUAAGGAUCAAUUUCUAUCCCGUUUUCAUAUCGAGGCCUUUAUCUAUGGAAAUGUACUCAAAAGUGAAGCCAUCGAUGUUUGCGAUGCAUUUGAACACAAAUUCAAGUCUCAGCUCAAGACUAAACCCAUCGCUUUUUCGCAACACUUCUUGAAUCGUGAGAUCCAUUUGACUGAAGGAUCCGAUUAUGUGUUUGAAUCCAAGACUUCAUUGCAUAAAACAAAUGGCAUUAAAAUCUAUUAUCAAAUCGGAGUCAGAGAUACAAAAACUAAUGGAUUGUUAGGACUCUUACAGCAAAUUUUAAAACAACCAUUUUCUGACAAAUUACGUACUAAACAGCAAUUGGGUUAUGUUGUCCGGGCAUACAUUGGAGGUGAUAAUGGAGUUUGUGGCAUGAAUUUUCUCAUUGAAUCCGAUUAUAAGCCGAGUUUUCUAAACGAGAGAAUCGAGGCUUACAUCCAAUGGAUUCACAAAUAUAUUGAAGAUAUGAAUGAAACUGAUUUCGAGACUCAAAGACAGGCAUUGAUUACUAGAAAACUCGUGAAAUCAAAAAAUUUUUGGGAAAAACACUCAAAAUUUUAUUGUGAAAUAAUGUCUAAAGAAAUUAAUUUCAAUCGACAGGAGAUUGAAGUGAAGGCUAUUAAAGAACUCACAAAACAAAAUAUCAUUGACUUCUUAAAGGUCCCUAACCGAGUGAAUUGUGAACAUAUGCUCUUCUUAGGCACUAAGAAAUACCCCGAUGACGACGAUUACCACAAGUAUAUCACUAGUAAUGGUGGCUAUUGUAACGCAUUCACUGCCGGCACUAAUACCACGUAUAUCUUUGACAUCUCUACUGAUUAUCUCUCGGGAGCUCUUGACAGAUUCUCGCAGUUCUUCGUUGAGCCGCUCUUCACAGAGAGUGCAACCGAUCGGGAGAUAAAUGCCGUCCAAUCGGAGUACGAGAGGGGGCUGUCAUCGGAUGCGUGGCGUAACUACCACUUGGAUAAGACUCUAUCGGAUCCCAACCACGACUACAAUAAGUUUUCGACCGGUAAUAUAGAGUCACUUAAACUGAUUCCGUUGAAGAAUGGGACUAACGUUAGGCAAGAGUUGCUGUCAUUUCACGAUCGCUGGUAUUCAGCAAAUAUCAUGUCUUUAGUUGUUUUGGGCAAAGAAAGCAUCAAAGAAUUGGAAGAAAUAGUGAUUCCGUUGUUUUCAGUGAUUAAACACAAGAGUGGAGUAACUCUUCCCAAAUGGCAGACAAACCCAUUGACCGCCGAUUGGCUGCAGAAACAGUGUUUUGUGGUUCCCGUCAAAGAUCUUCGCACACUUACACUAGUGUUUCCCACGCCAGACAUGUCCGACCAUUACAGGUCAAAGCCGUACCGCUAUUUGGGACACGUUAUCGGACACGAAGGUCGGGGCAGUUUGUUAUCGGAGCUGAAGGCCAGGAAUUGGUGCACUGAAGGACCCAAACAAUGGGUUUACAACGAAUUGAAACAAAUGUUGGAAAUUAAUUUCCAGUGCGAAGAGAAGUCCCAACCAAUCAGUUAUGUCCAGCAUUUGGUCCACACUUUACUGUUAUACCCAAUUGAAGACGUAUUGCGUGUGUCUUAUCGUAUGGAUGAAUACAAACCAGAGCUGACCACAGAAGUGCUCAACGAGUUAAACGCAGAUCGCAUGCGAGUGAGAGUUGUGGGCAAAAAGUAUGAGUCAAUAGCGGAUCAAACGGAGCGAUGGUAUGGAACCAAAUACUCAUUUCAAGACAUUCCUCCGGAGAAGACUAAAUUGUGGCUAAAUAUUGGACUCAACGAUCGGUUAGCACUUCCGCCGCCCAAUGACUUCAUUCCCUAUAAUCUAAACGUCAAACCAAUUGAAGACAACAAUCAAACAGAGCCUCAAAUCAUUAGAAACAACGAGUUUUCUCGCGUUUGGUAUUUACAGGACUUUGAAUACAGAAAACCUAAAGCCUAUUAUGCGUUCAAAUUAACA
Molecule: messenger RNA, 4020 nt
Organism: Medioppia subpectinata
Lineage: Eukaryota; Metazoa; Arthropoda; Arachnida; Sarcoptiformes; Oppiidae
Source: the annotation of a GenBank genome assembly